CACUGAAGGUCUCCGGUUCGAGUCCGGGCGACGCCAUUUUAAAGUGUUUUUGUCAUACUAACACAAAGUCCUUAUUUUGAUUGAGUUUUGACAUUUGGUCAAUGCAAUUCGUUAGUGGGUUUUUCUUAUUGGAUAAGCAAAUUGAAAAGCAAUAGCCAGUCUCCACGGCGCACGAGUAUAACAAUUCUAAACUAUACACUGCAAAACUUAAGAUUGGAAGCACCACUACAUCUGCACUGCACAUGUCUUUAUAUUUGAUUGAUGAUGUCUAAAUUCGUGCUCUUGCUUGCUUUAUAAAAACUAGAAAAUCAGUAAUGCUACAUUUGCAAAAAACCAGAAAACUUGAAGGUUCAAUUCAGAAAAGGGCUGAAAAGAAGUGGGGCUAUCAAUUGAAUCCGCAACUAUAAUGAACUAUUGACCAAAUCCAAGUCAUCACUCUCUGCAGUUCCCCAAUUCAUGUGCAAGUGCAGAAUGAGAGAGAAUGGUGUCGAUUCAAAAUUUAAGGUGUUGUUGCUCACGCGUUGUGUUAAGUGUCUGUUUAUAAGUACUUAUGAUGAAACAGUUUGCUUGUUCGUAAGAGGGGGGAAGGGAAAAGAAGCCAAAAAGACUGUCCUCUUCGUCAUAUUGCGGGUCCCAGAUUCAACUUGUCACGACUCAUUACCUGACAAACGCGUUUGUUUCUGGCUGCAAACACCUGCAGAGUUUCCUGACAUUUCAGAAGACCUUCAGUCUCACUUUAAUCUCUUUGUUUUUGUUGGAUAGGAACAGGAAUUCGUAGAAAGACAAUCGGGCGUGCUUGGAGUCAUUGUUGCAUUUGUCAUUUUAGGAAACAAAUUAUUUUCUUUUCUUUUGUUACAAAAACACAAUUCAGGAGAUACCCCCUUAGCCCAUCCUACACCAUUCCAUUUACUCUGCCACGAAGUAAAAUUUUCUGACUUGAAAAAUCUAUUCUUAGUGCUGCAACUUUCAGAGAAAAUGGAUCCCCAAGACUCACCUCUCAAGAUUGCCCGUUUUGCAGACUUCGGAAUUGGACUUACAAAUUUUGGUGAUUCGUGGAACAUGGACAGUACAAAGUUGAGCGGAGGAGAAGAAGGGUCACCUCCAAUUGGGUUAGGUCUCGAGCUUGGACGUGGGUCUGGUCAUAGGCCAACUGGGUUCACUGUUUUUCAGCUGCAGGAACUACAGCUUCAAUCUCUCAUUUACAAGUACAUAGUAGCUGGACUUCCUGUGCCCCAUCAUCUUCUUCUUCCUAUAUGGAAAAGUGUUGCUGGUUCUCUUGGAAAUCCUUAUCAACUCUUUUCCGCUUUUUUGGGUUGUGGAUCUUUGCGCUUGGAGUAUAAGAAUGGGCUGGAUCCAGAGCCAGGAAGAUGUAGACGAACAGAUGGGAAGAAAUGGAGGUGUAGCAAAGAAGCAGUCCCAGAUCACAAAUACUGUGAAAGGCACAUGCACAGAGGGCGCCACCGUUCAAGAAAGCUUGUGCAAGCUUCUCAAGCUACUAUCAAUGCUGAUACCAACCUCUCCAUUUCUCUCCAAGUGGAAAACAGUAGCAGUAGUGGCAGCAAUCUCUCUUCCAGCUUUAUUGGUUUCUCUCCAAAGAGUGUCAUGCGAGUGGGUAAUCCAAAAGCUGAACCUUCACCACAGUUUCAAGAAUUAUUGUAGAAGAAAAAGCGAUUUAAUAUGACAGAUUUCAAGACUUGGAAGGGGUUUUGAGGCUUUGAUUUUAUCUUGUUCUGUUUUGAUGUAACGUUGCAGAUGUGAGAAACAUUAAUGGUGUUAAUUGAGUUGCUUGGUGAAAGGGGAGAAAUUGUUGGGCUCCAUUACCGAUCAAUCUCUAACCUUAGCUAGCACGCUAGCUUGCACCUAUAUUUGGUCAGCUUUGGCAGUUUCUAAUGCUGUUGUGGAAUAAAGGGUAAUGCAAAAUGUCCGCUUUCAUUUCAGAUUACUUAAAUGGGCCCAAAAAAUCUAAUGCUCCAAACCUCUACUCCUAUUCUAUAUGGUCUACAUCUAGUCAGUAUCAA
This is a messenger RNA of Durio zibethinus, 2018 nucleotides long. RefSeq names its product growth-regulating factor 10-like. Gene Ontology annotation, biological process: DNA-templated transcription; developmental process; regulation of DNA-templated transcription. NCBI's taxonomy places the organism in Eukaryota, Viridiplantae, Streptophyta, Magnoliopsida, Malvales, Malvaceae. Gene Ontology annotation, molecular function: ATP binding. Gene Ontology annotation, cellular component: nucleus. The record is from RefSeq and is a predicted model, not a curated record.